Ostertagia ostertagi is the source of this 771-nucleotide messenger RNA. The record is from the annotation of a GenBank genome assembly. Lineage: Eukaryota; Metazoa; Nematoda; Chromadorea; Rhabditida; Trichostrongylidae.
AUGGUGCAAGAAUUGACCAUGCACCGAAUCCUGCUCAUUGACGACGACGAACAACUGGGACCGCCGCUGACCACCUACUUCAAGCGGUUCGAACUGGAGCUUGUUCAUGCGCUGCGGCCCAGUGAAGGGCUUGCGCAGUUGGGGACAGGGGGCUUUGACGCAGCCAUCCUUGAUGUGAUGUUGCCCGAAAUGGAUGGGUUCGAGCUGUGCCGCACGAUCCGCAAGCAGGGAGACCUGCCCAUCGUGAUGCUGACGGCACGGGGUGACGUGAUGGAUCGGGUGGUGGGGCUGGAGUUGGGCGCGGACGACUAUCUGCCCAAGCCGUUCGAGCCGCGCGAACUGGUAGCCCGGUUGCAGACCGUGCUACGCCGCCGCCGAGCAGCCUUGCCAGCGCACGGCAUGAGUGGCACGCUGGAGUUCGAGGGUCUUUGUAUCGACCCGGCGCGACGCAGCGUGGUACGACACGGCGCUCUUGUGGAGUUGACCGGCACUGAGUUCGACCUACUGCACCUGCUCGCGCGCGAGGCGGGCAAGGUGUUCAGCCGUGACGACAUCCUCAACCAGUUGCGGGGUCACGAGGCCGAGCUUUACACACGUGCGGUGGAUAUCGUGGUCAGCCGCCUGCGCAAGAAGCUGGAGCCGUUGGAUUGCAUCAAGACACUUCGCAAUGCGGGGUACUCGCUGGCAUUGCGCAGGGCCGCGGUGGGCCAGGGGGAAAGACCUUUUCUCCAAGCACCAAAUGAAGCCACCGCGAAGGUGUCUCAGCCAUGA